This is a messenger RNA of Syngnathus typhle (broad-nosed pipefish), 1173 nucleotides long. Its product is annotated as free fatty acid receptor 3-like. The record is from RefSeq and is a predicted model, not a curated record. The transcript has a single exon. Bases 1 to 885 code for a protein of 294 amino acids. Gene Ontology annotation, biological process: G protein-coupled receptor signaling pathway; cellular response to fatty acid. Gene Ontology annotation, cellular component: plasma membrane. Lineage: Eukaryota; Metazoa; Chordata; Actinopteri; Syngnathiformes; Syngnathidae. Gene Ontology annotation, molecular function: G protein-coupled receptor activity.
AUGUCCCACCUUCUACUACCUGUUUACAUCUUCACCUUCCUCAUGGGGGUGCCGGCCAACAUCUUGGCGUUCUACACUUUCUGCCACAAAGUGCGCACCCGGGCGGCGCCCAUCGACGUCCUCCUCCUCAACCUCACCAUUUCCGACCUCAUUUUCUUGGCUUUCCUGCCCUUUAAAAUGAAGGAGGCCUCAGACAACAUGGCUUGGGUGUUACCCUUCCCGCUUUGUCCGUUUACCGGCUUCAUCUUCUACGGCACCAUCUACAAUAGCACCUUGCUGCUCACCGCCGUGGGUGUGGAGCGCUACUUGGGCGUGGCCUACCCCCUCAGGUACGCCCUGUGCCGCAGGCCCCGCAACGCCGUGGUGGCCUGUGUGCUCUUCUGGGUGGUGACCUCCUUGAACCUCAGCAUUGUCUACAUCAUGCCUUACGCCCAGUGGGGAAACGCAACCGCCAAGCCUCCGUCCACCUGCUACAUGGACUUCACUGAAUCCGAGCUGAAAAUCUUGCUGCCGGUCCGUCUGGAGCUCUUCUUCGUCCUCUUCUGCAUCCCCUUUCUCAUCUGCUGCUUCUGCUACGUCAACUUCAUCCUCAUCUUGUCGCGUCUCCCUAACAUCAGCAGGCGGCGGAGGCUGCGGGCCAUCGGACUUGCCCUCGGCACUCUGGUGGUGUUUGCCGUCUGCUUUGGGCCUUACAACGCCUCCCACGUGGUGGGCUAUGCACGCCAAGAGAGCCAGGAGUGGAGGAACGUAGCGUUGCUCUCAAGCACCCUCAAUGCAUGCCUGGAUCCGUUUAUCUUUUACUUCUCGUCGGCUGCAGUUCGGAGCAUGCUAAAACACUGCUUGAAGAAUGUCGUGGCCAAGCUGCACAUUCUAAGGUGUGGGUGACCUUUUUCUCCCACUUGAGAGGACAAUGUUAGCUUUAUGAAACUAAUUUGAAAGGAAAUUUGUUUUUGUGAGUGAGGGAUUUGCUCAUUAUGUAAUUUACUCAAUCAUAUAUGAUUCCCUCCGUGGUGCGAUAUUAGGUUUUAUUGCUUUGAAAAAAAGAGCACAGCCAACAACAAAUCUGCUGUUUGCCAUCCUUAUGCAAUUAAAUAUGAUGGGGUUGUUUGAAACAAUGCAAAUACUGCAACAUUUAUUAUUAAUCUUAAUUCAAUUGAUUUACACAGGCCGUAC